Molecule: messenger RNA, 1522 nt
Organism: Ipomoea nil (Japanese morning glory)
Lineage: Eukaryota; Viridiplantae; Streptophyta; Magnoliopsida; Solanales; Convolvulaceae
Product: E3 ubiquitin-protein ligase PUB23-like
Exons: 3
Coding region: 106-1395 (429 amino acids)
Biological process (GO): protein ubiquitination
Molecular function (GO): ubiquitin protein ligase activity
Source: RefSeq, a predicted model, not a curated record
GGUUCUGAGCGUUACAUUCAUCGCAGACAACACAACAUCCUUCAAGCUCGUCGGAUCUGAAAGAUUGGUUGUUAAUUAGAAUCAGCAGCAGAUAGAUCAGAAGAAAUGGAUGAGGUUGAGAUUGAGAUUCCUUCCUACUUUGUUUGUCCGAUCUCCAUGCAACUCAUGAAAGAUCCAGUGACGGUGGCCACCGGAAUAACCUACGACAGGGAAAGCAUCGAAAAAUGGGUGUUUUCAUGCCGGAACACUACGUGUCCGGUGACGAAACAACAGCUCGUCACCACUGAUCUCACCCCCAACCACACUCUCCGCCGUCUCAUCCAAGCAUGGUGCACUCUCAACGCAUCCCACGGCGUGGAGAGGAUCCCAACUCCCAAGCCGGCGGUCGAUAAAGCCCAGAUUUUGAAGCUCAUCGACGAGGCCCGGAGGCGGCCGGAGUCCCAGCUUAAAUGCCUGAGAAGGAUAAGAUCCGUUGCGUUUUCCGGCGAGUAUAACAAGAAGGAGAUUCAGUCAACGCCCGGGGCCGUUGACUUUCUUGUUACGGUUAUAAAGAGGAAGGAGGUUGCCACGGGGGAGGACUCGGAGUUCACCAAGGCCAGCGAUGAAGCGUUGACUAUUCUCCACCAUCUGGGGCCGUCCGAUUCGGAUCUCAAGAGAUUCAUCGGCGACGAGGGACAGUUCUUGGAUUCCUUAAUCCAUGCCUUGAAACACGGGAAUUAUCAAUCUCGAGCCGCCGCGAUAAUGGUAAUGAAAUCCGCUGUCGACGUGGCGGAUCCGGCUCAGCUCAUCGCCGCCACGCCCGAAAUAUUCGCCGAGACGGUCCAAAUCCUAAAGGAUAACGUCUCCCAGCAAGCCACAAAAGCCGCAUUGAAGCUCCUGAUGGAGCUUUGUCCGUGGGGGAGAAACCGGAUCAAAGCCGCCGGCGCCGGCGCCGUCCAAACCCUCGUCGACCUCCUUCUCGACACGACGGAGAGACGGCUCUGCGAGCUGGCGCUGACGGUCCUGGAUCAGCUCUGCGACUGCGCCGAGGGACGCGCUGAGCUGCUGGAUCACGGAGCCGGCUUAGCCAUCGUGUCCAAGAAAAUACUUAGGGUUUCGCACGCGGCGAGUGAUAGGGCAGUGAGGGUCCUCUCUUCCAUUUCCAAGUUUUCUGCAACUUCUAGGGUUCUUCAAGAAAUGUUGCAGGUUGGGGUAGUUGCAAAGCUGUGUUUGGUGCUGCAAGUGGACGCCAGUUCAAAGACAAAGGAGAGAGCCAAACAGACCCUUAGAUUGCACUCUAGGGUUUGGAGGGAUAAUUCAUCUUGCAUUCCUCGUGCUUUGCUCUCUUCUUAUCCUUCCUCAUCUCGUCUCCCAAAAACGUUAAUUAAUUGUGUUCUAUUGUUUUGUUUUAUGUAGAUACUUCACAAAAUUAAUUGUCAUCAAAAUUGUAACUUUCUACAAAGAGAUGGGCAGAUCUACAAAUUUUGCUAACAUGUAUUAGAAGAACCACCCAUGACUAAUUUUAUUAUGGGCUGAUUAUUCA